AUGAUGCUAUAGAAUUUUAAUUUUGAUAAACUAGAAGAUUUUUAGAAUUCUUCUUUUGAAGACAUAACCAAUUUAAAGCUAAAUUUAUGGGGUAAUGACAUAGGAGAUGAAGGCAUAUAAACUAUUGGUUAGUGUUUUGAAAAGUGUUUAAAUCUAUAAAAACUUUCUCUUGAUCUAUCCUCAAAUAAUAUUGGCAUAAAAGGUAUCUAGUGUUUGCAUUUAUAUUUAGCUUCUUGCAAAAAAUUAACUAAUUUAGAACUUUAUUUAAGGUCUAAUAGCAUAGGAGAUCAAGGCAUAGCUUCUCUGAAAAAUUGUUCAAAUUUCAUUUCUCUAACUUUAGAUUUGUCUUGCAAUACUAUUUGUGCAAAUGGUACUCCUAAAAUUAGUUAAUUUUUAUCAGAAUGUGUCAAUCUAUAAUCUUUAGCUUUGUACUUAUCCACAAAUGACAUAGGAGAUUAAGGACUCUCUGAUUUAGUUUCUUCUUUUUCAGAAUGCAAAAGUUUAUAAACCCUAAGCAUGAAUAUUUCAUAUAACUGUGUAGGCGAUCAAGGAAUAUCUGCUUUGGGAUUAUCUCUAUCAAAUUGUUUAAAUCUUUAAAAAUUAGAACUUAAUUUAUAAUCUAAUGAUAUAAGCUUUAAUGGAUUUACUAACUUGUGUAAAGGUUUGCAGAAAAAUCCAAAUCUUUAAUCAAUAACUAUGUUUUUGAGAACGAGCAAUGUCAACAGUGAAUCUAUCUCAUCUAUAGGAUUAGGCUUAUCAAAUUGUUUAAAUAUUUAAUAUAUUGCUCUAUACUUGAGAGGAAAUGAAAUAGGGGAUUAAGGGUUAUAUUCACUGGUCAAUUCAUUAGUAAAUUGUGAAAAUCUUCAAAAUCUUUAGCUCUACUUAAGAGGAAAUUAAAUUAGUUGUGAAGGUGCUUCUAAUGUUGGUUAAUUGCUAUCAAAGAGUAAAAGUAUUAAGUUUUUAACUCUUUAUCUUAGAGAAAAUAGUAUAAAAAGCAAAGGAGCAAUAUAAUUGGUUUCUAAUUUAGAAUCAUGUGUAAACCUUAAAAGUUUGAAUAUCGAUAUUUGGUAUAAUAAAAUUGACAACGAUGUUUUAACUGGUUUGAUUGACUCUUUAAAAAAAUACAAAAAUCUUUAAGUUUUAUUCUUAUUUCUAAAAAGAAAUUCUAUCAACAUCUCUGUUGAUAAUAUAUUAAGUAAAGUAAUUUAAAAGUUAAGAAAGAUGGUUAAAUUUAAAUUAUCUUAUUGA
This is a messenger RNA of Tetrahymena thermophila SB210, 1248 nucleotides long. RefSeq names its product kinase domain protein. The transcript is spliced from 15 exons. Gene Ontology annotation, cellular component: perinuclear region of cytoplasm; cytosol; nucleus. Gene Ontology annotation, biological process: nucleocytoplasmic transport; activation of GTPase activity. Lineage: Eukaryota; Ciliophora; Oligohymenophorea; Hymenostomatida; Tetrahymenidae. The record is from RefSeq and is a predicted model, not a curated record. Gene Ontology annotation, molecular function: small GTPase binding; GTPase activator activity.